Molecule: messenger RNA, 2367 nt
Organism: Physella acuta
Lineage: Eukaryota; Metazoa; Mollusca; Gastropoda; Physidae
Molecular function (GO): protein binding
Source: RefSeq, a predicted model, not a curated record
ACACUGAUGUUUCUGUAAGUGAUUAGCCUCGAAAAUCUGAAAAGCUUGAGAACAUUUUUAUCCCUGCUGCUGAUAGUUCCUUCUAAUCCGUCUGGAUAACCUAUUGUCGUAAAUUGUUCAGAUACAGAGCAAUAUUCUAUUUAUGAUAUACAGUGAGUGACGCGAUGACGCAAAGAACAUCACCUCGCAGAUAUCAAUCUCACGUAGAAAAGUCACCUACGACCAACUCCGCAUCAUGUGACUUCACCAUCAUGGUUGACGGUGCCGAAUUUAAAAGCCAUCAGGAAAUCCUGAGUUCAACUUCCGCAUACUUCGACGCCUUGUUUAGAAGCAACAUGAGAGAGACAAAAGAAGGAAGGGUGGAGCUACAGGGUAUGACAAGUGAGACUUUCGCUGUUGUGUUAAAUUUCAUCCACCAGCGUGUCCAUGGUCUGACGGCUGACAAUAUUGAUGACAUCUGGGAUGCAGCGAAUCGUCUGGAUAUAGCAAUAUAUCUUAAAGAAAUCGAACAUUUUGACAUCGAUAGUUUAUCCAUUGAUAACCUAUGGCACUUUUAUUUAAAAGCUGUUGAUGUUAAUUCCAACUACGUCAAAGACGGGUCGCUAAAGUUCAUAAAGCAAAAUUACGAGCAUGUUUUUAGGAUGAAAGGAUUUUUGAAUUUGCCGUUUCCUUUAGUGCUAUCAUGUAUUGAAAGUGAGGAGUUGAAUGUGAGGACAGAGGACUCAGUUCUGGAGUCGAUUUUAAUCUGGGUUUCUCAUGGGAAAUACCAACAAGGUGAUUGUUUGACGCGUGACAGCAGCGAUAAGAGAGCCGCGUGUAAGGAUGAUGAACUCAAAAACACUGAGGGUCCUUCUCAUGACGACACUACUUCUAGUCAGUCGGGUAGUCUCAUAAAGGUUGGUCAGAAUUUUGACGAUGGAAACGUAGCUGACGCUGGCGAAACAGCAACUGACACGCCUGGCAUUAGCGUCAGAAAACAUGGUCAGCACGGUGACGUAAAAAAUGAGGACCAUACUGAUGACGUCACAAAAUGUAACCAGACAGGCGAUCGAGCAAGUUAUCUCGCCAAACUAAUGUCUAGUGCCAAACUAACUUUAGCCACCGCCAGUUGCCUACAAAGUUUACUCAAAAACCCUUAUAUAAUCCAAUGCACAGAAGCCUAUCACGGAAUACAAGAAGCCCUGAAAUACAAGUGUGGGGUGUAUCCUUUAGAGAGCGCCAUAUUGACCCCUCUUCGAACUAACAGCGGAAAAAGAAAUUGCUUGGCAUUUGUUAAAAAGAGAUGUCUACACCUCUACGAUUUGGAGAGCAGGACUUUAAGUAGCACUAAGCUCGAGAAUGUAAAAAGAAGCUACAGAAACUUUGUGUCUGUUGUCUCGCUGGGGUCAAGACUUGCCUUCUUGUGUGUACAAAACUUAAGAAAUUGUCCUUUUGCAAUGCACAAAUGUAAUCUUUUUACUGUCCUUUUGUUAAAUGAAAACAAAACUUUAUCAACCUUAUAUGAGUUGUGCAAUCAACAAAAUGCCUUCUUACCUUUAUUCAGCGCAAACAACCAGAUAAUUUGCGUUAAAAAAAACGAUCGCUACGCUGCAACCCGAAGUCGUAUCGUGGAUCCUUGUAUGUUGAAAACGAUUACAUUAAACCCCGGUAGAAACUUUUUCCCCGUCUGUAUGUUUGAAAAUGAAAUUGUGAUGUACGAAAAGUAUUUCAUGUCCAAUAACCUAACUCACGAUUUAACAGUCAAAACUUACAAUCUGGAAACAAAAACCCUAACAACAACCAAAAUACCAAAUGUUGGUGGACAGAUUUUUCACAUUGUGGCCAUACACAAAGACAAAGACACUUUUCUUUUACUGUCAAGCGGACUUUUACUCUCGGUCAAGAGAGAUUCUAACAAGGCAGUCAAAUUUACACCGGUGGCUCAUCUCUGGCGAAACGUUCAAAAAUUUAUAAACGGAGCCGUGAUCUACAAAAAUGAGCUGAUUAUGUUUUGUUCAGAAUGGCCCAUGUCACAUUUAACGGUUUUGACGACCGUGCCGGGACUGUUCAACAAGAUCAGUGUCGUCGAGCUAAGAGAGGAGAUAUUGAAUAAAGACAUGGUACCUGUGAUUGCGCCGGUGUCCUGGUUCAGAUAAUCAGCAGUGAGGUUUUGGCAGUGCUUCUAUUGUCCCAUCACUGUAGCUCAACACAUCAUAUAACGUUAGCGUUUAUGCAACUAUAACAUUAUAUUUUUUUAAAUUUACUGACUACAGACGACAUUUCUGUACAAUCAGCUACCUUGAUCAAAUUCCAUCUAAUGUUUUUACAUAUACAUCACUAUUUACACACUAUCUUGUGUAUUUUAUUAUGGUUAUCACAUUUACCCUG